AAGAAAAAGAAAGCACAUUCGAAGAGGAGAGACCACACCUGGUACUGCACGCUUUCUGUCUGUGGAAACAACAACUUUUACCCAACACAUUCCCACGCUUUCCUUUCUUCUUCCUUUUCUCUAUUCACUCAUGGAACUCAUGCUCCUCUCUCCCGUGACUCCAAAUCCCUUUCCCUUUCCCACCUCAUCAAAAUCAAAUUCCCAUUCCACAUGAUUCCUCACCACGAUGCGAUCCCCUCAGCCCCUUCGCAACGGUGCUGACGGCGGCGAUAAUAACAACAACCACCGCUCCUCCUCGCCUCGUUUCCACUCCACGGUGGCUGAACACAAACUACGCCGUUUCAACUCCCUCAUCCUCGUCUUCCGCCUCAUCUCCUUCUCCUUCUCCCUCGCCUCCUCCGUCUUCAUGCUCACCAACACUCACGGCUCCGAUUCUCCUCACUGGUACCACUACGACACCUUCAGAUUCGUUCUCGCUGCGAACGCGAUUGUCGCGGUGUACUCGUUGUUCGAAAUGGUGGCUUCCGUUUGGGAAAUCUCCAGAGGCGCGACGGUGUUCCCUGAAGUACUGCAAGUCUGGUUCGAUUUCGGCCAUGACCAGGUGUUUGCGUACCUGCUGUUGGCGGCGAGCGCGGCGGGGACGGCGAUGGUGAGGACGUUGAAGGAGACGGACACGUGUACGGCGAGCAAUGCGUUCUGCGUGCAAUCGGACAUAGCCGUAGCGUUGGGGUACGCGGGGUUCGUGUUUCUAGGGUUCACGUCGCUGCUAACGGGGUUUCGUGUCGUCUGUUUCAUAAUCAACGGUUCACGUUUUCAUCUCUGAGUAGCUUCGCGUGGAAACGACGUCGUUGGCAAUUGUGUUUUGAAUUAGAAUAGAUUUUCAUUUUCCCACGGAAUUAUAUGUUUAUUGAAGAUUUAUUUUUGAGAAGCCUGGAAAUUCCUCAUUUGGAUUUAUUGCUCAUUCACAUCUCUCUGAAGAAUACAACUCAUUCUCAGAAAUUUGUGUUUGGUUUUCUAUGUUUGUCUUUGGUUGUCUAUGUUCUGUUUCUGGGCUAAUUCUAAACUAAGUUUUUGGUUCAAUUGGAAAGGUUUCAGGAGGAUGAAGAGAUCAAUCAUGCGGUGGGGUGGGGAGAGUUGUAGUGAAGAGAAGUUGAUAACUUGGAUUCUGCUCAUUGGGUCAGGCAUGUAGAAGAAGUGAACACCAAAAUCAAUGAGUAGAAUCCAAGUAGAUCAUGGAUUCUCAUCAAUGUUUCUGCCGCACACAUUGAUCUCUUCAUCUUACCCAUUAAUUACUCAGAAAUGUAUGAUGUAUUUUUAACUUUAAAUGCUUUAUCAUUAAUCACUUUUUUCACUUAA
Messenger RNA from Lotus japonicus, 1356 nucleotides. RefSeq names its product CASP-like protein 4C2. The record is from RefSeq and is a predicted model, not a curated record. Lineage: Eukaryota; Viridiplantae; Streptophyta; Magnoliopsida; Fabales; Fabaceae. The coding region runs from base 227 to 823 and encodes 198 amino acids. The transcript has 3 exons.